GCGUGGUCAGAACGCCUAGGGCUUGGUGCGAGCUGUGCCUUCAUCUGCUGUGGCCCGGUUACUGCCUCGGCUCCCUGAACAAAGAUGUGGCGCUUCAUAAUCACAGCAAGUUUGGUCCAAGGCCUUGUAACUUCAAAAACGCUUGUGAGGAGAAAUGUGAAUCCAGAAGUAACUAUGAAUAUUAGUGAAAUUAUUUCCUUUAGAGGAUAUCCCAGUGAGGAAUAUGAAGUGGUGACAGAGGAUGGGUAUAUCCUCAGUCUUAACAGAAUCCCUCAUGGGAAAAGGAAUCCAUUGAACAAGGAUCCUAAGCCAGCUGUGUUUCUGCAGCAUGGCUUACUUGCUGAUGGCAGUAUCUGGGUGACAAAUCUGGACUACAAUAGCUUGGGCUUUGUGCUGGCUGACGCUGGUUAUGAUGUUUGGUUAGGAAACAGCAGAGGUAACACUUGGUCCAAUAAACACAUCAAUUAUACAACAGAACAAGAAGAAUUCUGGAGGUUCAGUUAUGAUGAAAUGGCGAAAUGCGACCUUCCAGCUUCAAUAAACUUCAUCUUGAACAAAACUGGCCAGGAGCAAAUAUUUUAUGUUGGCCAUUCUCAGGGCACCACUAUAGCUUUCAUUGCAUUUUCAACGCUGCCACAGUUCGCCAAGAAGAUAAAAAUGUUCUUUGCAUUGGCGCCAGCCGUCACCGUAAAGUUUUCCUCCGGCCCUAUAGCCACGAUUGGAAAGUUUCCUGAGCUGCUGUACAAAGAGCUCUUCGGAACGAAGCAAUUUUUCCCCCAGAACAAAAUUUUAAGAUGGCUUGCUACCCAUUUGUGUGACCAUAUGCUACUAGAUGAACUCUGUGGCAACGUUUUCUUUCUGAUAUGUGGGUUUAAUGAGAACAACCUAAAUAUGACUCGAGUAGACGUAUAUUCAACACACUGUCCAGCUGGAACAUCUGUACAAAAUAUGCUUCACUGGAGUCAGGCUGUGAAGUCCGGGGAGCUCAAAGCCUUUGAUUGGGGGAGCAAGAAAGAAAACAUAGCUCACUAUAACCAGCCAACGCCGCCUUUCUAUCAGGUAAAAAAGAUGACUGUCCCGACGGCACUCUGGACCGGCGGUCACGACUGGCUUGCAGAUCCCAAGGAUGUUGCCCUGUUGGUGACUCAGGUCUUGAACUUAGUUUACCACAAAGUUAUCCCUGAAUGGGAACAUCUAGAUUUCGUCUGGGGCAUCGAUGCCCCACAGCGCAUGUACAAAGAAAUCAUUGCAUUCAUGCGGAAAUAUCAGUAAGGCUUUGGGGUACUUCGGAGCUGUGGUCCCAAAGUAUUUCUUCAGGAAUCCAGUACAGUUGCUUUAGGGCAUGCGGCUUUAAAAAAAAUCACCUUGGAAAAGAUUCCUGUCCUUAAAUUCAUGCAGUAUUAUUAAUCUCUCUACAUAUGGUAUAGCAAUACCUCAGGAAAUGGAAUUUUUGCACUGCUCAUAAGCAUCUACAUCCAUACAGCUUUAAUGGCGGGGUUGAAAUGCAGUGUAAGAGGUCUCCGAUCACAGUAGCUUGGAGAAAAUAAAAUGCCUUACCUCUAAUUUCACAUGGCUUUUAUAUAUAAUAAAAUCUGAAAGUAAAGCUGAUAUUCUCAAUUCCGAUGUUGGGACGAGUGGGGAGCAGGCAGCAGGGAGAAGAAGUGAAAGCCCUGCUUGCAUCUGUGACCUUGAUGUUGUGAAAGCUAUUUUUAAAAGCAUGGUUGAUUAUUUUCCCAUAUUUGUCAAGCGUCGAUAACCCCAGUGGCAGCCUGCAUAGUUUGUAUAACGUGGGCUGACUGGGCACAUUUCAAGAAGACGGCACACUCCAGUGGUUAAUAUUCUUGCUGGAGAUUUGUACAGCCUAGGAUUCCUGUAGGACUCUUCAUCUUUGGAGCUUGUAGCCUGCUCAUUCUGAAGCGUAUUUCUGGAGCCCCUCUGAAACUAGCUACCCCCUUGUGAUUGAAGCAAAAACCAAGCUGAUUUCAUUUUUUUUUUUUUUUUAGAAGACAGCUCUGUGUGAUCAGGAAUUAAAAUGCAUGCCUUCCCCAACCUGGUGUUAUCCAGAUAUGCUGGACUACAACUCACACUAGCCCCAGCCAACAUAACCAAUGGUCAGGGACCAAUCAAAAACAUCUGGAGGUCGCUAGAUUGGGGGAAGCUGCCUUAAGAUGUGGUACUGGAAGAAGAAAUAUAUCUGUUUCAAAGAAAAUGUGCAUAUAGCUCCGUCAUCUAAGAUCUUGUCAUAGCUCUGGAACGAGAUGCAUGUGUUCCUCUUCCAAUGUUACCUUUUUCAUACAUCUUGAAGAUAUGGUUGCUGUUCCAAGAUGGUGCAGCUGUGACUCUUGGAAGCACAUGGCAUGCAGCACUAAGUGAAAAGAAUAGCAUCUUGACCGUAGCACACAUUUUACCUGGAAAUUAAGUCUAUUGAAUUUUUUAAAAAUAAAACUUGUUUAAACUUAAGUCCUUUGUUACUGGAAUGCGAGUUCUGAGCACUUAGGAGAAUGCUGGGGGCCGUAAGUCAGUGAUAGUGCACAUGGCUGAUAUGUAGAAGGUGCCAGGUUCAAUUCCUGGCAGGUCUGGGUCUGGCUGCUAAAGAUCUUUGUCUGAAACCCUGGGCAGCUGCUGCUGGUCAGUAUCAACUUCACUAGAUUAGAUGGAACAAUGGUCUAACUCUGAAGAAGGCAGCGUCCCAUGGCUGAAGUCCUAUGGCCCAACCCUUAACAUGUUCAUUGAAACUUCCUAUACUUAAAAGAGUACAACCUUAAUGUCUCAGACCCUACAAACAUGUUAGGGCUUCCUUCUAUAUCACACGAGAGUUACGAAAAUAUAUGUUUAAACUGAGGAAAUCUCAGAAUGGAGCUGCUGUAAAUGAUUUUGCUUUUUAAUUUUUAACUACAUUUCAGAACUUACGGGAAAUUCCACUUCUGUAACUUCACAGGCCCAUACAAAAUGGUUAAAAGAAAACAUUCCCUUUAGCAGUUCUUGGCUUUGCAGUUUGUGUUCUUAAAUGUACAUGCCUGUUUUUCUGCACUGAUGAACUGACUGCAAUGUGUAGAUCCGCUGACGAGUACCAAAGAGGUUCUGUCAAUUAUACGGUGCCUGUGCUCUGACUUAACUUUUCUAAUGUCUGUACUAAAAUUAACUUUUCUAAUGUCUGCACUGAAAUUAACAUCUGGAAAUGGGAACCGCCCAUGCUCAAAAGAAAUGAUUGAAUAAAAAAUAAUUUUUUAAAAUAA
This is a messenger RNA of Elgaria multicarinata webbii, 3236 nucleotides long. RefSeq names its product lipase A, lysosomal acid type (gene LIPA). Lineage: Eukaryota; Metazoa; Chordata; Lepidosauria; Squamata; Anguidae. Bases 85 to 1272 code for a protein of 395 amino acids. The transcript has 10 exons. The record is from RefSeq and is a predicted model, not a curated record. Gene Ontology annotation, molecular function: hydrolase activity, acting on ester bonds.